CAUUUUCAAACAAAAUCAAACCCAUUUCCUCACUGCCGUUUCCAUCAAUUAUCCUUAAACAAAAUUCUUCAUUUGCACCCCCCAUGGUUGGCAAGAAGAAGAUCUAGUAAAACCAAAUGCUACCGUCACUCUUGAUCGUGCUCUUAAUGCCAUGAAUCUAGAUGGAAACGAAGUUCAAAUAGUGUCUGGAGGAACGGGAAACGGAUCCUAUGGCCAAGAAGAGGAUACCAUGUCAAGUGUGGUCCUAUAAAUUUCAGGUCAAUGUGUAGUUAGUAUUUUAUAUCUAGAAGGCAGUGGUUUCUAUGUUCUGUACUUGGAAUCCAUUUUGGGUUUUGAUUUUGAUCACCGGAGUACAAAUAAUAUCCAAUCUUUGGUGGAAUGUUAGAAAUUAUCCUUUAACCACAGUGAAUGUGCCGUAAUUUUGUUUGUUGUUGAACUUGAAUGGAUAAUCCUUAUUAAGACAUGCACUAAUUCAAAGUUCUAUAUCCUAUUUUGGCAUAACAAUUUGUUUUGUUCUAGUAUUCGGAUACAAAUCUGUAUCGGUCGCUUUGCUUGUGACUUCACACUUUAUCGAAUAGCAAGAAUCUUUAUCUAGGCAAAUGAUCAAUUUGGUGCUCUUAGUCAGUUGCUCUCAUCUUCAAAUGAAUCUCCGAUCAUGAGAUUAAGCAAUUUUGGCAUAUUCUUUAGUAUAUUUCAGUUUAAAUAGAAACAUGUUGCAAGUCAAAUUUGUUGUAAGUUUUUCUAUUCAUUUGUUGGUGCCAACUUGUGGGUGUUUGGUCCAUUCAUGUCAACCUGAUCCAGGAAACAUCCAAUUGUACUCGACUCCCGUCCUGACCUGAAGUUGACAGCUUGUUUCAUCAGCAAGAAGAGGAUACCACGACUAUGCCAAGUGUGGUCCCAUGAAUGUGUAGUUAGUUAUAAUUAAAAGACAGAGGUGGUUCCAUGUUCUAUGCCUCUAUUCCACUUAUUUAAGAUGUCUAUACUUCCUGAGUUGGGUUUUGAUCACUGGAGUUUUCUACAACGUCGCUGUUGCUUUCAUGAUCUAUCUCCUGUGCGUUAACUCAUUUUUCUAACAUAUGGGCAUUAGAGAUUUUUCGAAAUCAUUUACUUUUAUAUUUGUUUUUCUUGUUCAUGCUCAGGUGUCAUAUUCUAUGAAUGAGACCUGCAAUUCAGAUGACUUUAGAGCACUGGAUGAAAUCGCAAAAGGUUUGGAGUCGGGGAUUACUGGCUGGCGAAAGGAUUAUGAUUGUUGCAGUUGGGUUGGCGUCAUUUGCGAGUUGUUUUCUAGCAUUGGUUUAGACGGUUCUAGUGUUUGGGUAACAAGGGUUGUUGGUUUGGAUCUUGGAAGCAGACAAUUGAAAGGGAAUUUGCCUGUGUCAGUGGUUCGUUUUAAACACCUUAGAUACUUAAAUUUCUCUGACAAUUUCCUCAAAGGUAUGUUUCCAGUUGAACUAUUCUUCAUGCAUAACCUCGAGGUCUUGGAUUUGAGUAACAAUGGGUUCAGUGGUCCAAUCAUGGUAAAAUCUUGGCUAAUUUCUAGUAUUAGAUUUCUCGAUGUCUCUAAUAAUUUACUUGAAGGUGCCCUUGACACAGGCUUCUGCACAAACUCAACCCACAUUGAAGUUCUUAAUCUCUCAUUGAACUUGUUUAGUGGAAAUUUCCCCCUUGGUUUCGGGAACUGCACAUCCUUACAACAUCUCUCCAUUAAUUCCAAUUAUCUUUCAGGAACUCUACCAAGUGAUUUAUGGAGGCUAAAGAAGUUAAACCAAUUAUAUAUUCAGGACAAUAGUCUCUCGGGGUCAUUGAAUGGAGUAGGUAACUUGUCGAACCUUGUCCAGUUUGAUUUAUCGCAAAAUGAGUUCUCCCAGACACUCCCGGAUAUUUUUACUAGCUUAGCAAAACUAGAGUAUUUUUCAGCUCAUUCAAACAACUUGUCAGGUCCUUUGCCAGCUUCAUUGCUGACAUCUCCAUUGCUAUACUAUCUAAAUCUUCGCAAUAAUUCUCUCAGUGGUUCGAUCAAUCUUGAUUGGACAAACAUGGUUAAUCUUAGAUCUCUUCAUCUUGGCUACAACAAAUUUCAUGGUCCAAUUCCUGAUAGUCUCUCUUACUGCCGAGAACUAAGAAAUUUAGGACUGCGUCAGAACUACCUUAACUCUCAACUCCCUGAUACAUUCAGGAACCUACAUUCCCUUUUCUUCCUAGCACUCACUAAUACCAACCUUUAUAAUAUUUCGUCCACCCUUGAAAUUUUACAACAAUGUAGGAACCUAACAAUCCUGAUUCUUGCCUCAAAUUUCCGUGGUGAAGACAUGCUCGCAAAUGCAAAUCUCCAGUUUCAAAGCUUGAAGGUUCUGGUUGUUCCAGAUUGUGGUCUGACAGGUUUGAUUCCAAAAUGGUUAAGAAGCUGUGCCAAAUUGCAGGUCUUGGAUAUUUCUAGGAACCACUUCAGUGGGUUCAUUCCAAACUGGUUAAGCCGUCUUAAAUUUCUCUUUUACAUAGAUAUGUCAAACAAUUCUCUAUCUGGAGAAAUCCCAAAAAGCUUAACCAGACUGCAAAGCCUCAUUUAUCGCGACGUUUUAUUGGAUGACACCAUCAAUUUUCCAUUUGUCAUUGGACGCACUCAAGGGUUAGCCGAAUUGCAAUACACACAGUUUUGGAGUUUUCCACCAACUUUGGACUUGAGCUAUAACAUGCUCAUUGGACAAGUAUGGCCAGAAUUUGUGAACUUGAAGAAACUCCAUUUGUUGUUACUGAAGUCAAAUCAUCUCCAAGGAUCUAUUCCUCCUGAAUUAUGUGGCAUGACAAGCUUGGAGGUGUUGGAUCUGUCUCACAAUAACCUAUCCGGAAGCAUACCUUUUUCACUGACAUCCCUAAGCUUUUUAUCACAGUUUAAUGUAGCAUACAACAACUUGGUUGGAAAAAUCCCUUCAGGCGGUCAAUUUUUGACUUUCCCUUGUUCGAGUUUUGAGGGUAACCUUGAUCUCCAAGCUCCCGGUUGUAAUCCUCUUCCAACUUCUCCAAAGGCAACUUCUACUUCAGGCGAUGACCCAAAAGAAAGUAAGAUGACAAUUUCCGGGAUUCCAUUUGCAGUUGGAAUAGCAACAGGUUUUAGUGUCACUGUAUUGAUUUUCUUCAUGUCUGGAAUGCUGAUCCCAGAGGUUAAGCUUGCAAUACAAAGCAGAUGAUCUUGAAUAGGUAAUGUAAAUAGAUUGUGAUGCAUGAAUAGGUAAUGUCUUAGAUAACAUAUUGGCUUGCACAACCUUAAUUGUGUAAUAAAAUAACUUAUUUUAUGUUUGUAUCUCCACUUUACUGUAACAUAGACUUGGCUGCAGAAAAGAAAAGUGAAGUGAUCUUGUGACGCGAUACUCACAGUGUGUUAUUACUGAGACUUGCAGUGGAGCUGCACCUCUGCAG
This is a messenger RNA of Papaver somniferum (opium poppy), 3414 nucleotides long. Its product is annotated as phytosulfokine receptor 1-like. NCBI's taxonomy places the organism in Eukaryota, Viridiplantae, Streptophyta, Magnoliopsida, Ranunculales, Papaveraceae. Gene Ontology annotation, molecular function: protein binding. The coding region runs from base 1077 to 3185 and encodes 702 amino acids. The record is from RefSeq and is a predicted model, not a curated record. The transcript has 2 exons.